Molecule: messenger RNA, 1842 nt
Organism: Bombus terrestris (buff-tailed bumblebee)
Lineage: Eukaryota; Metazoa; Arthropoda; Insecta; Hymenoptera; Apidae
Product: sperm-associated antigen 6-like
Exons: 10
Coding region: 111-1718 (535 amino acids)
Biological process (GO): cilium movement
Cellular component (GO): microtubule cytoskeleton
Molecular function (GO): microtubule binding
Source: RefSeq, a predicted model, not a curated record
GGUAGCUUUUCGUUUUCAAACAUAUGACAGUUUCGUAAAGUCAAAUGAUAUAAAAACGUAUUGAAAGUAUUAACAUCGCAUGUACAUUUAAAAAUUUAUAAUAAACAAAAAUGACAGCACGUUCAAUUUUACAAGUCUUUGAUCAGUACCAAAAGGCUCGUCUAUUCUUUGUUCAAUCCAUUGCUGAUUUUGCUUCAAAACCAAACACUAUAGAUUGUUUAGAAGCUGCGGGGGUUUUGGAUCUCUUAUGCCCUUUAUUAACAGAUCCUGUACCAUCUAUUCAGCAUACAGCUGCAGUUGCAUUAGGAAAACUUGCAAAUAAUAGUAUUAAAUUGGCACAAGCUGUUGUAAGAAUGGGUAUUUUACCUCAAUUAUUGAAGAAUAUUGAUAAACAAAAUAAAUUUUAUAAAAAAGCAGCCCUAUUUGUUUUACGUGCAAUUGCUAGACAUUCCCCAGAAUUGGCAUCUAUGGUGAUUCAGAGUAAUGGAUUGGAUACUAUAAUAAUUUGUUUAGAAGAUUUUGAUUCUGGUGUUAAGGAAGCUACUGCUUGGGCAUUAGGAUACAUUGCUAGGCAUAAUAAGACUUUGGCUCAAGCCAUAGUUGAUGCAGGAGCUGUUCCACUUUUAGUCUUGGCUUUACAAGAACCUGAAUUAUGUUUAAAACAAAUUAGUGCCUCUGCUUUAUUUGAUAUAAGCAAACAUAAUAUUGAUCUUGCAGAAACUGUGGUUGAUGCAGGAGCCAUUCCUUUUCUUGCAAAGGCAUUAUCUAAUCCUGAUACUAAGUUAAAGCGUCAAGUUCUCUUGGCAUUAAGCAGUAUAGCAAAACACUCUGUACACCUAGCAGAAUCUAUUAUUGAAGCUGAAAUUUUUCCUGAUGUUCUUGUACACAUGGCACAUCCUGAUGAAUGUGUUGUUAAAGCUGCUGCAAUGUUAACCAGAGAAAUUUGUAAACAUACAUUAGAGUUGGCCCAACUUAUAGUGAAUAUUGGUGGUAUUGGUGCACUUGUUGAAUUAAUUAGUACCUCAAAAUUAACUGUCAGAUUGCCAGCAAUAAUGGCAAUUGGAUAUAUUGCUGGACACUUAGAUCAGUUAGCUAUUGCAGUCAUAGGAUCCAAAGGAAUUGUUCACCUAUCUACUAUAUUAUAUGAAGAAAAUGACGACCAUACACUUGCUGUCACUGUAUGGGCAAUUGGGCAAAUUGGAAAGCAUACAUCGGAACAUGCAAAAGCAGUUGCAGUCGCAAACAUUCUUCCAAAGUUAUUACAGCUGUACAAUAAUCCAAAUAGCUCAGAAGAUCUCAAAGCAAAAUGUAAUACAGCAUUGAAACAAAUACUACAAAAAUGUAUGUAUAUUGAAGCUUUGGAAUCUUUGCUGCAUGAUUCACCACCUAAUAUUCUAAAAUAUGUACUUGGACAAUUUAGCAAGAUUUUGCCUCAUGAUCCCAGGGCAAGAAGAUUAUUUGUAACAUCCGGUGGUUUAAAGAAAGUACAAGAAAUUCAAGCAGAUCUUGGUUCAACACUUUUGGAAUAUAUACAAAUUAUAAAUUGCUGUUUUCCAGAUGAAAUUGUCAGAUAUUACUCUCCUGGAUAUCCAAACAGUCUUUUGGAAGCUGUAGAACAGUAUCAACCUAAAUGUCCUUCCCUAUUUGCAAUGGAAGAACACUUAUCUUCUGAUAUUGAUUCUAAAUCUUCGCUAUCAUCUUUCAAUGAAGAAGGUUAAAGUUUGAUUCAUCCCGAUUGUGGAAUCAGUAUAUUCUCUAAUCAUGUAUUAUGUGCAUUAGUUAAGAGGAAAUGAAGAUCGUUAUUUAAGAAAUAUUGCCAAAUAAAUCUUUUUCAAAAAGUUA